UACGUCCCACCGAUUGGUCCCCCAUAUCCACUUUGUACCUACAUCCAUCCCAAUACCUUACCACAGCCUUUCCCACUAGGCACUCACUUACACACCCACUUCCAAUAAUAAUAAAUAUAUCUUUUUUAACCUCCCACAUCUUCCUCUUCUCUUCCUGUUCCCCUCUUAAACCCCCCCAACCUCGUCGUCGUUCACCCAUUCGAUACUCCUUUUUAUCGAUCUCCUGGGGGCCCUUGCUGAUUCAACCCUUCCAUCUCAGCAUCGAUCGAUUUGCAGCCAUGGCUUCCGUCUCGACGGACGCCUCAGGGCCUGUUGCCGCCCCGGCAUUUCCUGACGGCACCAAGGACUACAAGCCGUUACGAUCCUCCAAAUACGACUUGAAGAAACCGCAUAUCACAGAACUUCCUAUCACCUGGAGCAACUGGUACAAGCAUGUAAACUGGCUCAACACUACCUUCAUUCUCUUCAUUCCUUUAGCUGGAUUAAUCAGCACAUACUGGAUCGACCUCCAGUUGAAGACGGCCCUCUUUUCCAUCUUCUACUAUUUCAAUGCCGGUCUCGGUAUCACAGCCGGGUAUCACCGACUUUGGUCUCACAGCUCGUACAGAGCUUCGCUCCUCAUUAAGAUCUACCUCGCUGCUAUGGGAGCUGCCGCUGUUCAAGGUUCUAUUCGAUGGUGGUCAAGGGGUCACCGUGCUCACCACCGCUAUACGGAUACCGAGAAGGACCCCUACUCCGUCCGCAAGGGUCUCCUGUACUCCCACAUCGGCUGGAUGGUCAUGAAACAGAACCCUAAGCGAAUUGGCCGAACAGAUAUCUCUGAUCUCAACGAUGACCCGGUUGUCGUCUGGCAGCACAAGCACUACAUCAAGUGCGUCAUCACCAUGUCUCUCGUUUUGCCGACUCUUGUCUGCGGUCUCGGCUGGGGCGACUGGUGGGGUGGAUUCAUUUAUGCUGGUAUCAUCCGAAUCUUCUUCAUCCAGCAAGCUACUUUCUGCGUGAACUCCCUUGCCCACUGGCUCGGCGACCAGCCUUUUGACGACCGCAACUCUCCCCGAGACCACGUCAUUACUGCACUUGUCACCCUUGGUGAAGGUUACCACAACUUCCACCACGAGUUCCCGUCCGACUACCGUAACGCCAUUGAGUGGUGGCAGUACGACCCGACCAAGUGGAGCAUCUGGGCUUGGAAGAAACUCGGUCUUGCCUACAAUCUGAAGACAUUCCGCGAGAACGAAAUCGAGAAAGGCCGUCUCCAGCAGAUACAGAAGAAGCUCGACCAGAAGCGAGCUAAGCUAGACUGGGGUGUUCCUCUUGAGCAGCUACCUGUUAUGGACUGGGACGACUACGUUAGCGAGUCUAAGAACGGCAAGGCUCUGGUCGCUGUUGCUGGUGUUAUUCACGAUGUCACCGACUUCAUCAAGGACCAUCCUGGUGGAAAGGCUUUAAUUUCGUCUGCCAUCGGAAAGGACGCUACUGCUAUCUUCAAUGGUGGAGUGUACGACCACUCGAAUGCUGCCCACAACCUUCUUUCUACUAUGCGCGUCGGUGUUCUUCGAGGAGGCUGCGAAGUCGAAAUCUGGAAGAAGGCGAAUAUGGAGAAGGAGGGAGGGUUUGUGACUGACUCAUCCGGUCGACGAAUUGUCCGGGCUGGGGAUCAAGUUACGCGGAUCGCUCAGCCUCUUGUCGGUGCCAAUGCGGCUUAAUUGAUCGACGCGUGGGGUUGAUAAAAUUUUAGAUUAGGUUCGGAAGAAUCGAGUCGCUUCGAACUAGGAAGGCUAUAAUGUGGGAGGUGGUAAUAAAAUACUACGAACACGGCUAUUCCUAGUUAUCGAGAGACGAUGGCCUUGAUCGGAAAUUUGUGUACAUAAAAAAGGCCACGAGGCAUAUAGCAUGUUGAGGCAACUCGUCCUCCGGCGUUCAGAGGAAAUGGGUGAAAAGGGGCUCACGUUACUAUGUAAUUAGGUGGGCGUUGGCGUAUCACUUACGACAGACUGAAUGAUUAAAAAUUUGGACCAAAAAAAAAAGCAAUACGUUUAGUGCAUUAAACAUUGCAUGCGGAUGGGUUUUUUGUUGUUACUUUCUUGAUUCGCUGGUGAUGAUAAUUAGUAUGAACUUGAAGCUUCGUGAUUGUUUCUCGACUACUAGCUAGUUGUAUAGUAAUAGGAAUGUAUAAUAUUAAUCAGAACAAGGUUUUGAGUUA
Molecule: messenger RNA, 2203 nt
Organism: Daldinia caldariorum
Lineage: Eukaryota; Fungi; Ascomycota; Sordariomycetes; Xylariales; Hypoxylaceae
Exons: 2
Coding region: 279-1706 (475 amino acids)
Biological process (GO): unsaturated fatty acid biosynthetic process
Cellular component (GO): endoplasmic reticulum membrane
Molecular function (GO): stearoyl-CoA 9-desaturase activity; heme binding; iron ion binding
Source: RefSeq, a predicted model, not a curated record